Molecule: messenger RNA, 1636 nt
Organism: Durusdinium trenchii
Lineage: Eukaryota; Dinophyceae; Suessiales; Symbiodiniaceae
Source: the annotation of a GenBank genome assembly
GCUCUUUGUGUUUCGGAUGGCAAACUUAGGAUGUUGUGUAAGCCCAAUUGUCCUUGCCAUGCUUUGGUGUUUACUGUGCUGUGCCUGUCAGACGUUUUGGUCCAAAUCGUCCAAGUUCUGAGUUCUGCGGCAGUGCGAAGCAUGGCGGUGAUUUCGUCUAUGCCAUCAUCUCCUCCAAAGCCGACCGGGCUUAAGGUGAAAGUGCGUCCAGACAAGAGCUUUGAGAUUCGCUGGAAAGCAGAGGGGGGAGCUUCUCUCUUCGAGUUGACGAUCUCAUACUUUCCGUUUCAGGGACCUAUGUUUCAGCCCAGCCACUCAAAUGUGCAGCAAGUCGAGGGCUUUCAAACACAUCUGCCGCAUCCAGACGAACUUAGCAGAGCACAAGCUUGGGUUGUGAAGAUCAGUCUGAAGGCCAAGUCCGACGGCUCUUUGAGUGAUGCAGUUGAGUAUCAGAUUGCUUGGGAUGACGAGCUCUUUGACCAGGAAGCAAGAACUGACUUAGAGAACAAAGUAGAAGGCUUCCAGACGAAUGACCUUCAUGAUUUCGUGAGCAGUAGGAGGGACGACCCAAAGAUUCUUGUCCUUGGCCCUCAGCACCACGGCAAAUCGUCAUUUGUCAAUCAUGCUUACCGGUGCCUUAUUGGGAACUUGGAUGCAAAUGACCAGUUGGACCAAGCGCCAGCCGGUGCUGACGAGAGGACACUUGCCACAAAAAGCAUCGACAUUCCCGUUGGACAAGACUCACAGGUGACUUUGAUAGACACACCUGCUUUUGCAACCAUGAGUCAGGAGACAGAGGCAAAACUUCGGACGUUGUUGUCAAGUGGGCAUUGUGAUGGCCUGCGACGGCAGGAUAUGAGGCAAAACAAGUGCAGCUGGUACAGCAGACCUCCCCAUGCAGCCAUUGUAGUGAUGUCACUGUGCCACUGGCGGGAUCAACGUCAGGAGAUGGCAAGCUACUUGCAGAAAAUCGCCGGGGUUCUGAAGACGGCUUCGGCGGGCACCGUGGAGUUUCCCUAUGUCGUCGCUGCCACACACUGCGACGAGUUCUUGGAGAAUUGUCAGAAAGAGGAUCCACGGGAUGAACUUGAGAAGGCUCUCCAGGGAAUCAAAGGGUCCGCCUCCACGAACCAUGUUUACGCCAUCACCAACUACAUGCGAGGCAGCAUGGGAAGUGCUCGCAACAACAAGGCCACCUUCGACUUGCUUUCCCAGCUCCUCGCCAAGGCAAAGCGUGAGAACACUGCAACAAAUCAGGAUCAUUUUCGCAGUUGUAUGGCAGGUGGCGCCAUUGGGACGGCGUGGACCGCAGGAAUGGUUGUUAACCCUCCGGUUGCUUUGACGCUUACUUUGAUGACAACUGCCACAACAGUCCUUGGUUGGGUUGGACAAUGGAUCUUCCGGAAAGUGUUCACCCAGGGAAGGGAGCUUGAAGGGCAAAAUGAUGGUCGGAAGUAGAGCUGUGCUCUUCUCUGAUCUACAGUUGUAGUACAACUGCAAAGGCUCCCAGCACUUGGGCUAUACCUACUGCACUCGUCCCAACAGAGGCACUGGUGUAUACAGACAGUAGACGUCUACAGUUCCCUUGCCCACACGUGCGACAGGCAUACCGGUCACGAAAAGGAUCAUUCGAAGA